GUUAUACAGGACAUCCGUUGAAAAUACGACGAGACACCGGCGUUCAUCGGGAAUGCCUUGGUUGGGUAUAAAUCUAGAUUAUAAAGAUCUUCAGUACUACGGUACUAUCGGAAUUGGAACUCCACAGCAGAAGUUUAAAAUACUUAUCGAUAUUGGUUCAUCAGAUCUCUGGGUGCCAUCCAAAGACUGCGACAUUACCCAAGCUGCUUGCUUGAAACAUAAUAAAUAUGAUAAUACAAAGUCGCACACAUACGUUCGAGACAGAACCAGGUUCAAUAUAUCGUACCACAAUGAAAAAUGGCAAGAGGUCAAAUUGUACGGACAGAUAUCAAUCGAUAACAUAAUGAUUGGUGGCCUACUGGUUACAUCACAGAUGUUUGGCGCAGUAUUAAAAUUUCCGACACAGUUUUGGGACCAGUCACAAUGUGACGGCGUUCUGGGGAUUGGUUAUUCCAAAUCAUCUCUCUUAGGGACGCGUAGUGUCUUUGAAAAUAUGAUUCGUCAAGGCGUGGUGUCCAAACCAAUUAUUAGCAUCUAUCUCAACCAGAUUGAAGUAAAAAAUGUCGGCUUAUGCGCGGCAGGCUGUCAAGCUAUCGUCGACCUUGGCUUUUCUAAGAUAGGAGGACCACCGCGGGAAAUCGCAGUUCUUAAGAGAGAAAUCGGUGUUGUUAAUAACACGGUGCCAUGCGACGAUGAUUAUAUUUUAAAUUUGGCCCCUAUCAUUUUCGUCAUAGGUGGUAAGACGUUUCGACUCUCUAGUGAAGAUUAUAUCCUGAAGGUAACAGAAAACAAUUGCGUCCUCGGCUUCCAGGAUAAGCCGACUGAUAUUAUUAAUGGAAUAGAAUGGAUUUUGGGCGAUGCAUUCAUUCGCAGAUACUACACCAUGCUCGACAUGGAGAACAAUCGACUGGGAUUCGCCACUGCAAAAAAUUAAAUUUUGAUUGCUUUAUCAUGAAGUUAUCAUUAAAUAUUAGGAAA
Molecule: messenger RNA, 978 nt
Organism: Temnothorax curvispinosus
Lineage: Eukaryota; Metazoa; Arthropoda; Insecta; Hymenoptera; Formicidae
Product: lysosomal aspartic protease-like
Exons: 6
Coding region: 53-934 (293 amino acids)
Biological process (GO): proteolysis
Molecular function (GO): aspartic-type endopeptidase activity
Source: RefSeq, a predicted model, not a curated record